Messenger RNA from Branchiostoma belcheri (Belcher's lancelet), 3041 nucleotides. RefSeq names its product piwi-like protein 1. The transcript is spliced from 17 exons. The coding region runs from base 1 to 2577 and encodes 858 amino acids. Gene Ontology annotation, biological process: regulatory ncRNA-mediated gene silencing. Gene Ontology annotation, cellular component: P granule. The record is from RefSeq and is a predicted model, not a curated record. Gene Ontology annotation, molecular function: protein binding; piRNA binding. Lineage: Eukaryota; Metazoa; Chordata; Leptocardii; Amphioxiformes; Branchiostomatidae.
AUGGUUUUGUAUCCUUGUUGUCGUUUCUGUCCUAGUAGUCAGACCUUGAGAAGCCAUGACGGGAAGGGGCCGCAGUCGAGGCAGGAGCCGGGGCAGGGGAAGGGGAGCUUCGGACGAACCCCCACCACGCCGACCAGGCGGACUUCAACCUCCAGGAGUCCCGCCCACACCCCAGCUGGAGGCCCUGACCCUGGGGGAGCGCGCCCCAGGGGUGGGGGGGACAGGAGGAGGAGAUAUGGAGGGGUGGUGGUGGAGGUACCCCGCACCAGACCUGAGCACAUGGAGGACAAGAAAGGUACUUCCGGAACCCCUGUCAGCAUGGUAACUAACUUCUGCAAGGUGAAGACGCAGACCGAUCGGGUCCUGUUCCAGUAUCAGGUCGAGUUCUCGCCGGACGUCGACAACCGCAAGGCUCGCAUCGCCAUGGUCUACAGUCAGGAGGAUCUCUUGGGGGAUACCAAGAUCUUUGAUGGGAAGAUCCUGUUUUUGCCCAAGAAACUGGAAAAUGAUAAAACGGUGUUUACAACCGAGCGAAAGACGGACGGCGCGACCAUAACGAUCACAAUCACGCUGACCAACGAGGUCCCUCCGACGUCGCCGGUCUGUCUCCAGAUCUACAACAUCCUGUUCCGCAAGUUCCUGAAGAACAUCGGAAUGCAGAGGGUGAACCGCAGCCACCACAACCCCACUCAGAAGAUAGACAUGAAAGCUCACGGACUGGAGGUAUGGCCAGGGUUCGUGACCUCCAUUCUUCAGUACGAGGCUAACGUGAUGCUGAUGGCCGACGUCUCCCACAAGAUCCUGCGUUCCGACACCGUUCUGAGUUUCAUGUACGAACUGUAUGGCCAGGUGGAUCCAGAGCGCUUCUACGAGAUAUGCUCCGGGAAGCUUGUGGGAGAGAUAGCCCUGACCAGGUACAACAACAAGACCUACAGGAUUGAUGGCAUCAGUUGGGAGGAGCACCCAACCGACAAGUUUAGCUUGCCUGACGGGACGGAAAUCAGCUUCGUGGAGUACUACGAAAAACAGUACAACCGCAAGAUCCAGGACAACAAACAACCUCUGCUCCUCAGCAGGGCCAAGAAAAAGACGAAGGAUGGCAAAGUCCUGAUCCUGAAGCUGAUUCCUGAGCUCUGUUCCCUGACAGGUUUGUCUGACGAAAUACGUCAGAACUUCUCAGUGAUGAAGGACUUGGCUUCCCACACUCGCCUCGGGCCUGGAGACAGCAGCAAGGCACAGCAGGGCUUCAUCAGCCAACUCAACAGCAACCCUGAUGUGCAGAAGGAGAUGAAGGGUUGGCAGAUCGAGUUUGAUCAGAACUUACUCCAGCUGGAUGGGCGCACGCUGCCGGCGGAGAAACUCUUCUAUUUUUUUGCGUGGUUUGCUUUCCAGUUUAGUUAUGACCGUAGUGCCGAGUGGUCGCGUGAGUUUCGGGGUAAGACCCUGCUCAGCACCCGGCCGCUGAAGGACUGGCUACUCAUCUUCACCAAGAGAGAUGCCCAGAUUGCAAACGACUUCAAACAAACCCUGGAAAAGGUGGCAGGCCCCAUAGGCAUCCAGGUCUCCAACCCUGUCAUGGUUGACAUUGAGGAUGACCAGCUAGGAACCUACCUGCGUGUGAUGAAGGAGCAGGUCAAGGCAGGAGUCACCCAGAUGGUGGUGUGCAUUGUACCGAACAAUCGUAAGGACAGGUACGACGCAAUCAAGAAGUUCUGCUGCGUGGACCAGCCACUGCCAUGCCAGGUCAUCAUGUCUAGGACUCUGAGCAAGAAGCAGAUGUUGAUGUCUGUCUGCACCAAGAUCGGCCUGCAGAUGAACUGCAAAAUGGGAGGAGAGCUCUGGGCCUUGGAGAUCCCGUUGCCGAGCCUGAUGGUUGUGGGCAUAAACAUGUAUCCGGACUCCCUGACUAAGGGCACAUCUGUGGGAGGGUUUGUGGCCUCCAUGAAUCGGAACCUGACUCGGUGGUACUCCAAAUGCACCAUCCAUAAAACUGGGCAGGAGCUUAUCGACCAGCUCAAGCACUGUCUAGCGGCUUCACUCAGGAACUACCAAACCAUCAACCAGGAGCUCCCUCAGCGUGUCAUUUUCUACCGAGACGGUGUGGCGGAUUGGCAGCUGGAGGCCUUAUUGAAGGAGGAGCUGCCACAGAUCGUGGACACCUUGAAGUCCCAUGCUGAAGGAUACGAGCCCAAGAUCACGUUCGUCAUCGUGAACAAACGGAUCAACACGCGGUUCUUCGCGCGUGACGGCUCCGGACUGCAGAACCCUCCGCCGGGAACCGUUGUGGAUGACGAGGUCACCAGGCCGGAAUGGUAUGACUUCUUCCUGGUGUCCACCUCAGUGCGCCAGGGAACGGUCACUCCCUGCCACUACAACGUGGUGUGGGACACCUCUGGCCUCAAGCCUGACCAAAUGCAGAAGCUCACCUACAAGCUCUGCCACCUCUACUACAAUUGGCAGGGCACCAUCCGAGUCCCCGCCCCGUGCCAGUAUGCCCACAAACUGGCCUUUUUAGUUGGACAAAGCGUCCACACCAAACCUUCAGAAGACCUGGCGCAAACACUGUUCUACCUGUAGGUCACAGGUCACGACCAAAGGGUAGAGAUCAGAGGUCACAGGUCACGACCAAAGGGUAGAGAUCAGAGGUCACAAGCUGGGUUUCCACAGAGAACAUGCAUGUGAUUUGAAAGUCUGGCAAAACUCCUUCGAACACUUUCCUUUCUCUAGUUUUGAUAAACUUAAGUGAGUGAGUGAAUAAGUGAGUGAGUGAAUAAGUGAGUGAGUGAGUGAGCGAGUGAGUGUAAACUGUAAGGUUGAAGGUCUGAUUUUCCAAAGGUAGAGUGUAGUUUUAACAAAAUGAAAGAACCCAGAGUCUGUCCUAAGCUUAUGUGUUAUGUAUAUCUCUAAGGAGACAUUGUUAACAAGUGAGAUGUCUUCCAAGGUAACAGUAUACAGCAGGGAAACAAAAGAUACUACUAAUUAAAUAAACCUUUAAUCAUUGUAUUAACUAACAUAAACUAGCAGCAGAUUUUAUUGCAAUC